AUGGCGGACGCUGCAUUGAAGCCCGAGAAGGACUUUUCGAAAGAGACCGACAAGCAGAUUCCCGAAGCUAAGCAGCUCGCAAAGACAGACGUCCAGGCCGCCAUCGAGAAGCUUUCCGUGCUCGAGAAGCAGACGCGCCAGGCGUCUGAUCUCGCAUCCACAUCACGCAUCCUGACCACCAUAAUUGCCGUCUGCAAAGAUGCCGGCAAAUGGGACCUCCUCAACGACCAGACCCUCAUUCUGUCUAAGAAACAUGGCCAGCUGAAACAGGCCAUCACGCGCAUGGUGCAGACCAUCAUGGGCUUCCUCGACGAGACUCCGAACUUGGAAACCAAACUCUCUGUCAUUGAGACGCUGCGGACCGUUACCGAGGGCAAGAUCUUCGUCGAGGUUGAGCGGGCACGCGUGACCAAGAUCUUAUCCGACAUCAAGAAGGGACAAGGCGAUCUCAAGGCGGCUACCGACAUUCUCUGCGAGCUUCAGGUUGAGACGUUUGGCUCUAUGGAGCGGCGGGAAAAGACGGAAUUCAUCUUAGCUCAGGUAGCGCUCUGCAUCGAGAGCAGUGACUGGAACCAGGCUGGUAUCCUCAGCCGCAAGAUCAGCACCAAAUACCUAUCACGGAAGCCAAAGAAGACGCCCGAGCAGCUUGAAAAGGAGCAGGCUGAGCGUGAGAAGAAGAAGGCGAGAGGUGAGGAGGUGCCCGAGGUCAAGGAGGACGAUGUCACAGACCUCAAGCUGCGAUACUACGAGCAGCAGAUCGUUCUGGCCAAGCACGAUUCCAAGUACCUCGACGCUUGCAAGCACUACAGACAGGUCCUUGACACCGAAGCUGUAGAGCAGGACCCAGUGAAGCUUCAAGCGGUCCUCCAACGAAUCAUUUACUUCGUCAUCCUAGCGCCGCACGACAACGAGCAACACGACCUUCUCCACCGAGUCCACAAGGACACGCGAAAUACAGAGGUGGCUGAGAAUGCAGAGUUCCUUGAGUUGUUCACAGUGCACGAGCUGAUGCGGUGGCCCGAGGUGUCCAAGCUGUUCGGGCCGCACCUCUGCGAUACCGAGAUCUUCGACUCGGCUGAAGGGCAGUCGAGCGACGAGAAGGCGUUUGAGCGGUGGCAGGAUUUACGGAAGCGAGUCAUUGAGCACAAUGUACGUGUUGUGGCCAAGUACUACACGCGGAUUAAGCUAGCGCGUCUCACACGGCUGCUGGAUCUCACCGAGGAUGAGACGGAAAAGUACAUCAGCGAGCUGGUGACAUCAAAGACGGUGCACGCCAAGAUCGACCGUCCGGCUCGCGUUGUUAGCUUCGCCAAGCCCCGCGAUGCCGACGAUAUCUUGAACGAGUGGAGCUUCAAUAUGAAGAGCCUACUUGGCCUCCUCGAGAGGAUCGACCACCUCAUCACAAAGGAGCAAAUGAUGGCUAGGAUCCAGCCCGGCUUCAAGUCGAAGAAGGGGGGCAAGGAGGGCAAGAAGGCGCGUUAG
This is a messenger RNA of Lasiosphaeria miniovina, 1482 nucleotides long. RefSeq names its product PCI domain-containing protein. Gene Ontology annotation, cellular component: cytoplasm; proteasome regulatory particle, lid subcomplex. Lineage: Eukaryota; Fungi; Ascomycota; Sordariomycetes; Sordariales; Lasiosphaeriaceae. The record is from RefSeq and is a predicted model, not a curated record. The coding region runs from base 1 to 1482 and encodes 493 amino acids. The transcript is spliced from 4 exons.